CAAACUUCUAUUUUUCUCCUCUGGGGAUAAAUCCGUCUGGACUUCCUUUAUCUCCAACCCUGCAGCACAGGCAACAACCUCACUGCAAAGUUUCCGGACUUGCUAUUUUUCCUUGGAUGUGUUGGGUUGUUUGCUACUCUGCGACACCCCCAAAUUCAGCUUAUACUCCGACCCGACAACGAAACAAAAGUUGCUGUGCCCUUUACUCCGUUUGCCUCUCUUACCUUUAUUUAGCUCCUGGCGUGCGAUAUAUAUAUAUAUAUAUAAUUAUCCAGUCAGCCCAGAAGCUCCGUUUCCCUUCGAUCCUUACAAACAUUUCCAGUCACGACAUACUACUACUACCAAGAUGUGGUACGGCUACGGCUUCAGCAGCAGUGCUGCCUCUUCUCCAUCACCCUCAUCGCUCCCUCCACCACCUCCACCACCAUCUCCCAACGACUCCCUCCUCGACAUCAGCCCCCGCAAGACAUCCUUCUCCACGUCGUCUGGACGCAACACAUCCUGCGCCUUCCCAUCCUGGCCCAACCGAUCCUCGCUCUUCUCAGACUCCGACGAGAGCGCCAGCGCGUUCCUGUCGGACGAGGAUCUCUUCGUGGCCUCGACACCUGACUCGGUGCUCAGCAGCGACGACGACCUGUCGCUGCCGUCGAGCGCGUCGGAUCUCACCACAGAACAGCAGAUCGGCCUGAUCCAAGCGGCACGCGAGAAUGAGACGCAGGGGUUCUUCGCCCAGGUUCAGGCGCACGCCCGGGCCCAGCAGGCUCUCCGGGUGGCCCAGCAGACGAUGGCAGCGCAGGCAGGAGCCAAGCGCAAGAAGCGACGCGUCGUUACAGACAAGAAACGCCGCGCUGGCUCGGCGUCCUCGUCGUCUUCAUCCAAGGCGUCCUCCAAGGCCGUGUGAAACCGAUUAACCGCGGUAACGAUAUUAUACUCUUCUUUUUUCAACAUUGUUUCGCCCGAUCUGGACGACGACACCUCGACUCGGAAGGUCAAAAAAGGAAAGCCGACGACUACUUUACCGCAUGCGUUUGCAACACACGGUAGCCUCGGUCCAUCGGCGGUAAGGCCUACAGACCACAAAGACAAAAAACGUCACCCUCACCACCCUCUUUUAUUUUUUUAAACUUUCAGCGGUAGGGCUGCGAACCCUGGCUCCGCAUCCACCCGAUGGAGGGAGAAAGCUUUUGGCGAACAAACAAGUAAAACAACCACGGAAAAAGCGGUUGUCGCAACUCCACGUGAAAGUCAAAUCAACCACGCGGAAUCGCCACGAGAAUACUUUUUUCUUAUUAUUGAUGAUUUACGGACUUUUGCCGUUUUUCAUCGAUUCGGAUGGAAGUCCAGCCCAAAAAAAAAAAAAGCUUGAAAGGAGGGAAACGACUUUGAUCCGGAGCGAGAGUUCCGACCCCACGACAGCCUCGGCUGUUAUGCGAUUCGCUGUUGGGGGGAAGACGGGGAUUCUCAUCUGCACCGUCCAUCAGCCGCAAGAUGACUCGACACACACGCAUACACACGCAAAAACAGUGUGUUACCUCUUUUUUUAUUUAGUGUUGACGGUUACUCCGGGACUCGUAUUUGGCGCUGUGACAGGCGAAGAGUCGUGUUGUUCUGCAUGUUCGUCGCGUGCGCCUCACCGACUCUGGGCGGCUGGCGGCGGAGCUGCGGAGGGAGAAUGCUGAGUCAGCCAGCCAGCCAGCCCUUUCACUCACCGCCUGUUGUUUUGUCGUCGUUCCUUAUUCGACUCUCCAUCAUCGCUCGCUCGCUCUCCCUCGCACGUUACACCCGACAGACUCUUCCUCGCCCUAUGAAAUCUGUCAUUUUUUGUCGUGCAUCCCGUUCCCUGUUUCCGACUCUUUUUUUUUCUCCUCUUUGAUCUUCUCCUCGGGCUGCCCGACAGUUUCGAUACCAAGUUUUUUAUUAUUAUUAUUUUUCUAUUUCGGAGUAUCUUUUAACUGUUAGCCUAUUUUUAUCUUUACUUUUUAUUUAUAAUCUGCCCACCAAUCGCACUAUACCCCCCCGAGAUUCGUCAUCUCGAGUCUUUGUCGUGUUAUUUCUCUUGUUUUUAAAAAAAAUUCAGCGUUGCAUGGCGAGGAUCUUAUUUACCGUCUGUUACUCCAGCAUAGCGAGGUGGUGUUUGGAAAAUUGGCAUGCAUUAACUACUACUACUACUACCACGAUGGCAUCGCAAUUUCACUUUCUCUCGCACACACGCAUAUAUGCAUAUUACAUAGCGAUAUGGGACCCGCAAAACUCGGCCCCCAGUCUAUUCUUAACUAGUUGAUAGUCUUACAAAUAACUACCCCCAAAAAAAAAUAAAUAAAUAAAUAAAAUAAUCAACACGAAAUCAUUUUGAUC
Coccidioides immitis RS is the source of this 2355-nucleotide messenger RNA. RefSeq lists its product as uncharacterized. The transcript has a single exon. Bases 347 to 901 code for a protein of 184 amino acids. NCBI's taxonomy places the organism in Eukaryota, Fungi, Ascomycota, Eurotiomycetes, Onygenales, Onygenaceae. The record is from RefSeq and is a predicted model, not a curated record.